CGGCGUGGCCUUCUGCUUACGGGCAGGGCCGAGAGGAUCUGCGUCACCGGCCACCUGGGCUGGCCACAGCGCCGGGCAGCGCCUGCCAUUUCGGAACGUCGCGGCUCAGAGAACCGGACUCUCAGACUGAGUGACGGUGACUCACUUGUAGCCUUUUGCAGACGCCUGGGCCUUUCAGAAGAAAUGGGAAAAUAAUAGCACCUACUUCUAAACGGUGGUUGUAAGGAUUAAUUUUAACUCAUAAUUUGUUUGGUAGCAGUUUAGAAUUUUUGCACCCUGAUAGUAAAUAAAAGCAAAGAAAAACUAACAGUAUUUUUGUUUGGCUAAAUUAAUUAUGUCACCCUUGAAAAGAAUGAGAAUCACCAUAUACUUGAGCUACAGCAUCUGCUCCUCCCUGGGUCUCCAGCCUGCUGGCCUACUUUGCAGAUUUAAACUUGCCAAACUCCACAGUCAGGUGAGUCAGUUCCUUAGAAUAAACCUCUUUCUCUCCAUGUGUAUACAUACUGGUUCUGUUUCUUUGGAGAACACUUACUAAUAUAGCAUAUAAGAUGUGCCAGGCACUUUGCUAGGUCCUCCUUGCAGUUACAGAGGUAAGGCAAAAAUCACACUAAUAGUGGAGACUUGGUAGAUAUAAUGACAUUAGCCCAUGAGACUAUGACAAGAGGGAAUGUUCAAGGUACAAGGUCAGCAGAUAUGAGAGAGACAUAGCCAGCUUAGAAUGUUCAGAAAAGGCAUCCAGAGAAAAUUACACUUGGGCUGAUUUUUGAAGCAUAAUUAAGAUAAAGGUAAACUAAAGUUGCCAGAAGCCCAAAAAUAGCCCAAACAGCACACAGGAGAAGCAAAAAAAAAAAAAAAAAAGGUAAACCAAAAAUGCAAGUUUAGGUUGGCAUUUUCUCCCCAAAUGAUGCACAGUUGCUCGGCCUGGAGUAACUGGCUAAAUAUGCAUCUGCAGAAUGAUGAAAAUGCCAACAAAAUAUUCGUGGAAAUAUUGAGUGGAAAUUGUGGAAAUUAUGGGUGGAAAUAUGACAUACCAUGGCCAGGAAUUAUUUAUGUGGAUUCUUUCUAAAUAAGCCCAAAUCCUUAUUGAUAAUAUUAUUACAUUCAGGUUCAAACUAAAUGUAGAAAAUGGAUCCAGAGAUAAGUAACAAACAAUAAGAAAAAGGAUGCUAACCUGGUAACUCAGAGAAAAGAGCAAUGCAGAGCUGAGAUUUUUUUCACACAGACCGAGUGGUUUUGUGGAGCUGGGUAAUGAUUCUCUAUCACCCUAAAGUGUUUCUGUUUGUUUUGAGCUUGUAAUGGAUAUAAAUGCCCCCCCCCCUUCUGUGGAUGACUGAAUGAGAGAAAAUAAGCUUAAAGUAAAGCAGGAGAUAGUUUGGUUGUGUUUAGGGAAGAAUUCUUUUUUGAACAAAACUAGAAAGGAUACCUUUCAAAGGAGCUUGCAGCAUUUUAUUGCUCAAUCCUUCAAGAAAGGAAGAAACAAACACUGUGUCCUGAAGACUUGAGGUUCUGUGCCUGAAGGUAGGGACCUGCCCCCAGAUCCUGGCCAGUCCCUGUUCUAGGAUUGGGGGUGAUUAAGAAUUGGGGGAGAUUAAGGAUUGGGGGAUUAAGGAUGGGGGGAAUUAAGGAUUCGGGGGGGGGCGGAAUUAAGACAGCCAUUGGCUGCCACUCCCCCAGCCACAAUGUCCACCAGAGCCCUUAACAAAUUUGCAAAAGUCACUCUUUUCAGUUUUCUAUUUCAUUUUCUUUGUCCCGUGAGAAACAUAAUAAGGAGCCAACCACCAGGCAGAAAAAAAAAGCCAGAAAUGAUCUAGGUGCUUUCAAAACAGGACAGUGCGGUGCCAUGAAAGUAAACUUCAAUGAAUUAAAGAUCGUGGGAAUUAGAGAUUUAACAGGAGUGUGUUAUUUUCUGCUUAAACACACCAAGCUAUUUAUCCACCCCUAAAAUGGAGUAAUUGCCCUCCUUCACUUUCUUCCUUCUUUCUCCUUCAAGUUUUUCCUCUUCCUCCUCCUCUCUCUUCCCUUCCUCCCCCUUCUUCUCUUUCUUCCUUGUGGAAUAUUUUUCUGAAAAGUGAAGUAAUGGUUGCCAUUUGCUGCUGGGUGCAGGUUAUAAGCCAGUUCGAAUGAAGCAGGGCGAGGAGCCAGACGAGCAUCUCAGCCCCUCCACUGAGAGGCUGAAGGUCGCUGUGACUGUAAGGUAGAAGUUGCUACAUCUUUCCUCAUCAUUAUUCAAAAUAUGCAGCUGACACUCAGACCAAGACACAGAUGUAUGUAAAUGCUCACCAAGCUUUUUUUUUUCCUCGCAGAGAACAUGAAAACGCAGUGGGCCCCUGUCAUAGAAAGUCUUGCCUAGCAUGCUUUAUAGAGCUUGAAUAUUCCAGAUCUGAGAUAGACAGAGCAGCCACCCACUGAACCUUGCCACAGACUUGUCGCUGGGGCGACGCAAGGUGCCUGUGCUUUCCCUGUCUCCUACCCACACUCUCUGCUGUUUCUGGCUGCCUCUGGAGAGAUGGUGUCUUUGCCAAGAGAUGGGAAGUAGAAGAGGCCACGUUUAUUUAGUAAACGCUGCCACCACUCCUGCCACCCCACUCUACAGUACAUCUGUGUCUAAUGCCACAUUUCUACCUCUACAGAAAUGUGUACAAGAUGGGAGGAUGUGAGACCCUCCCUUGGGCUUAGAUUGUCUUGAUUUAAGGAGGCAGCAUUGAUUAAAACACCACUAUUUCAAAUUGUUUCUUUCUUUGGCACCCUAAAGUUUUUUCACUUUCCAGAACAUGGCACCCUAGUAAUAUUCAAGUCAGGUCAGAGCCUUUCUCUUCUAAUAGGGAGAAAGACAAGGUCCUUCCCACUGCAGGUAAGUUUUACAAAAGCAUCCAUAAAGAAACUGGAAAUCUGGAAAUGGAGUCUCUUAAAAUUACUGGGCCUGCAUACCCUUUGAAAAUCUACAGGUGCCCUUGGGGGUUUAUCUCAGUUUGAAGAUGUUGCCGUAGCCCAAACAGCUGCACCUUAUGGGUGGCAGGGAAGCACAGCACUGUGGAUGCUAUACCAGGAGGGCCGGUGUGGGAGUGGACCUGGCAGAUCACAUCAGAGAAGCUGCCACUCACUUCGUGCAUAAGAUUUGUCUCAAAUGCAGUCAGCAAUUUUUUGAGGCCUGAGCUGAGCCUUGGGUCAUAUUCCCCCUAGUGAGGUCCUGUAUCUGCCAUACCACAGGCCUUGUCAGAGCCUAAGCACAAUCAUGAAGUGGAAAAGCCUUUAUUCUUUCCUUCUCUUCCUUCAGGAUGAUUGUCACUCCUCCCCACCCUGUGGACAUCCAGGGGCCUCAACAGUCAUCCUUCCCUAUCAGCUUUUAAUUUAAAGGGACCUCAGUGCCUUCCUUAACACUGAAAAAUAUUAGGAUAUAUGGCAGCUUACACUGUGAUUUUUGCCAGGAGAAGCUACUUUCUAAUAGCCUGAAGUCGAUAGUUCAGACACUUCUCUACCAUAUUCACAAUGUUUACCAUAUUCAUGUAUCAUAUCUACAUUUCCUUUUUUUCCUCUGAAUUGACUUACCUUUCUACUUUUACAAAUUUAGAUAGAAAACUAUUUUAUCUCUACCAUAAGAGCAUCCCUCCUGUCUCAGCCUAGAGUAUCCAGAAAGCAAAGUUGGAAACAAAGUUUAUUGGGAAUGUAGUCCAGCGGUGCAGAACGGGAGGAUUGAGACAGGGAAGAAAGAAAAGCCAGUAGAAGUGUGCUUUACCACACUGGCUUCUGCUGCAGGCCGCUGGUACUCAGUCCCACUAGGGCCUUCUGGAAACCCUCAUGAAAUGUCUCUCAGAACUCCCCACCUGGAAGCUGUCAGCUUCCAACCUCCUCUGGUCAAGAGUAGCCCCAUGGGCACUAACUACCCCCAUAUUCCCAGGCUGCACAUGUUUAAGUACAAAACUUGCAAGGGUAACCCAUGUCAAAGCAAAAGAGAAGCCCCAGGGCCAGGAGCCGACUGCAAAAGGUGCAGGCCCAGGCAAAGUGCUGUCAGGUUCUAUUUGUACAAAACCAGUCAGCUGCACCAGCAUGUCAGCUGUUUACCCACACAAUGCUCCAGAAUUCUACACAGGCUAGUUGAAAACAGAGCGAGUCUGGGGGUGGGGUGAGGGGUAAGGGGGUGGUACUAAAGUCUUCUUCACCCUGCCCUUCGGUCUGUCAUUGUGCUCACCUGAGGUGCCUGGGAUCCUGUCCAACAUGGCUGCUGGAAGUCCCGUCUGUGAAGAUAGUGGGGGUGGGAGUGCAGUUAAGGGCAGCCUAGUGAGCCCAGCACUCUCCAAAAAGUGACCACGACAUAUGAGGUAGACAGCCCACUCCUGCAUUGGCAUGACUGUUGAGGAGAGAGGGGUAACUGGGUGUUAAAACAGAACUUGAGACUCAGAAACUACUGGCCCACAAAGCUCACAGUCUAUCUACUGCCAAAGCCAACCCCCCACCCUGGCCUCCCACUCACCCCCAGGCUGCCCUCUACAGUCUUCUCUCCCCUUGAGACUUUUGGUUUGUGCGAGGUGGUGAGGGAGGUGCUGUGUGAUUUGUCUUGGCCACACCCUCUGAGGAGGUGGCUGACAAAAAGGGACAGCAAGAGCAAGCUUCCUCAAAUCAUACAUAACACGCUACCCAUCCCCUGCUUUGACUUACAUGCUUCUGGUGAAAGAACAUCAGCUAGAUCUUCUAGUGAGUAAAAGGAAGUUGGAAGGGGCAUUGCCACCUCUGGUAUAUCACCCAAAGAAAAGCUGAGCAACCUGCCAUUAUUUUGGAGACGGCAAGAAAAGAACAUCUCAGAAGUGGGGCCUCAUCCUUUGAUUUUUUUUUUAUUUUUUUAAACACGAGAAAAAAAGAGAAAUUGUUCUUCAGCAAGUUGUGAAAAUAAAUCCACAAUCUUUUAUAUUCAGGAGUUUGGAGACCCAGGUACACCAUCCACGGUGUUUUUGCAAACAUCACAGGAGAACCCUCUGUGUGAGACAGCUGAAUUGUCUUCUGCUCCUGCCUGGUGCUUGCUGGAAGGUACCCAGGUCUCACUUGGUUCGAAAUUGUUUUCGCUCUCUAAGCAGCAGAAGCCAUGGAUCACCCAGUGAAGUGGAGAACACCACUACUCGAGCAUCCGUAUCUCAAGCUUGAAUUUCAGUUCUUGAUGCUAACUAGUCUUUUUUACUUCUGUUCAGGCAUCAUCCAGGUGAACAAGACAGUGAAAGAAGUAGCAGUACUAUCCUGUGAUUACAACAUUUCCACUGAAGAACUGAUGGAAGUUCGAAUCUAUUGGCAAAAGGAUGAUGAAAUGGUGUUGGCCAUCAUGUCUGGAAAAGAGCAAGUGUGGUCCAAGUAUGAGAAUCGCACCUUCACUGACUUCACCAAGAACCUCUCCAUUGUGAUCCUGGCUCUGCGCCUGUCGGACAAUGGCAAAUACACCUGUAUCGUUCAAAAGAUUGAAAAAGGCUCUUACAAAGUGAAACACAUGACUUCAGUGAUGUUAUUGGUCAGAGCUGACUUUCCUGUCCCUAGUAUAACUGACCUUGGAAAUCCAUCCCGUAACAUCAAAAGGAUAAUGUGUUCAACCUCUGGAGGUUUUCCAAAGCCUCACCUCUCCUGGUUAGAAAAUGAAGAAGAAUUAAAUGCCAUCAACACAACAGUUUCCCAAGAUCCUGGAACUGAGCUCUACACUAUCAGCAGUGAACUGGAUUUCAAUAUAACAAACAACCAUAGCUUUGUGUGCCUUGUCAAGUAUGGAGACUUAGCAGUAUCACAGAUCUUCAACUGGCAAAAAUUUGAGCCACCCCCUCCUGAUAAUUCACUCCAGUUCUGGGUCAUCCUAAUCUCAGUAGUAAGUGGGAUUGUUCUGAUCACUGUCAUUAUAAGAAGCUGCCUAGCCCACAGACUUGCUGCAAGAUGGAGAAGGGGAAAGACGAAUGAGGAGGGCGUGGACAUGGAAAAGAUCACUCCUAUCUACAUAGGAUCUGCCCAAGCAUCCGUAUGAGCAGAACAUCUGGAGGUCCCACCUCCAUCUUAGAUUGACUUCUUCUUUGAAUUUCCUCAGAUGGCCAGGAUUAUCCCACCUUGUACUUCAAGUAUGUUUUCUAGGAGCCUCUUCAUUUCAGUGGCCCUGCAAAAAGUGACCAGAGGAAUAUGGUGGGGACAUAAGUAGCUCUGGUAACCUUGGUCAAAGAAUUUAGAAACAAAGAAUUGUUCAGGCCUGGAAGAGACAUUUGAAAACACUUGUCUCAUUACUGACAAGGACAUCAAGGCCCAGGGGGUGACCUGAAUGAUAAAGGCCUGAGCCAGAACUCAGAUUUCCUGUCUCUGGUGCUCUUUUCCAUUAGUCUGGCUCUGUGCUAUUAACUGGUGUGUAUAUAUAUAUAUACACACACACCAGUCAAAAUGCUUCUGGAAAAAGAAUUUGUCCAAUGUCAGGUCAACUUUUGAGACUUGAUCUGAUGCAACGCUGGAAGAUUUUGUGUUGUUGUAAAAGGGAAUCUGAUGUUCAUGUGUGGGUAGUAUGCUGGUAUGUAUACCGAUGUGAGAAUGAUGGAAACAUUAGUGGUGUUAGCCAGUAUUUCAUUUUUCAUUGUGCUCUCCUCUGU
Mirounga angustirostris (Northern elephant seal) is the source of this 6590-nucleotide messenger RNA. It is a transcript of the gene CD80, whose product is annotated as CD80 molecule. Gene Ontology annotation, biological process: positive regulation of T cell proliferation; immune response; T cell costimulation. The record is from RefSeq and is a predicted model, not a curated record. Lineage: Eukaryota; Metazoa; Chordata; Mammalia; Carnivora; Phocidae. The transcript is spliced from 8 exons. Gene Ontology annotation, molecular function: coreceptor activity. The coding region runs from base 5075 to 5986 and encodes 303 amino acids. Gene Ontology annotation, cellular component: external side of plasma membrane.